This is a messenger RNA of Panicum hallii, 907 nucleotides long. RefSeq lists its product as uncharacterized. Bases 1 to 894 code for a protein of 297 amino acids. The transcript is spliced from 3 exons. NCBI's taxonomy places the organism in Eukaryota, Viridiplantae, Streptophyta, Magnoliopsida, Poales, Poaceae. The record is from RefSeq and is a predicted model, not a curated record.
AUGGAGCUCUUCCCGGACGGGAUCCACGUGCGGCUCCGCAGCCGCGUGCACGGCACGUACCUCCACGCCGAUGAGGACGGGGUGGGGGUCUCCCUGCGCCCGCGCGGCGGCGGCGGGGAGGUCCCGAGCGCCACCGGGGUGUGGCGGGUGCACCGGGUCCUGCGCGACGGCAUCCACUACGUCCUCCUCCACGGCGCCGCCUACGGCCUCUACCUCGCGCUCUCGACCGACGAGGCCGCCCCGCCCCCGCAGGGGUGCGUCGGCAGCCGCGUCGUCCAGCGCGGCUUCGACCACCCGGAGCUGGACGCCGUCAUGUGGAGGGCCGUCCCGGUGGCGGACGGCGGCGGGUACGUCCUCCUGCGCCACGUCUACAAUGGCAACCUCCGCGCCAACGGCAGGUUCUGCUUCUGGAACAACUCCGGCGUCAGCCUCGACUACUACUUCGGCACCCGGAGCACGAUGAGGCAUUGGACGGUCGAGGUCGUCCCGCCCAGGCCUCAGGGGGCGCCAGACCUCCCGCACCCAACACGGAAACCUGGAGGCCGCACUGGCUUCCUGUUCCUGCAGCACGCUGAGCCUGAGGAGGAUCGGCGGCGGGUAAUCCGGCACCUGCGUUCGGACGAGCCGCUGAACUUCGGCCACACCGAUGUGCCCUUCUUUUCUUUCUACGGCUGCUCCGUGUACAACCUGAGGACCCAGCUGGGGAUCCGUGCGAACCAAGGGAACAUCUUCAGCACCAGAAUGUGCGUGCAGGCCGGCUUGUAUGGGCGGCUGACCCCUCUGGUCAACGACCUGCCUCACAGCGACGAGCUCAUGAACAUCGUCAUGUUCACCGACGGGGCACCAGAUGCUGAGGGGUUAGUGUACCCAGAUGUUGACGCACAAGGACCAUAGAGGAAUACGGGAG